AUGACAGUCAAGUUCUCUACCUUGAAAACUCAGAGGCGUUUUCAAAAUCCCCCAAAGAAUAAAUCUGCUUACCCUUUAUUAACCGAAGCUGUUCAACCUCACAUUGGCUCCUUCAAUGGCUUGACUGAAGGUCCUGAUGGUGGUAUAUUAAACUUGGCUGUAAAAGAUAUUGGCUCAAUUACUGUUUAUGACAACAAUGAUCCUUACAGAGUUGGAAACAAAAUCAAAAUUAGAGUAGAUUCGGUUCAAUUGGCCAAACCUGCUGUCACGCAAAAUGAUACCAUUUCUCUUAACAGAAGAAUAUAUCCUGUAGAAUGUCGAGAAAGACAUACAACUUAUAGAAGUCGUCUACUACUAAAAGUUUGUUGGUCGGUUAAUGAUGGCGAAGAACUCUCUCAAACAAGAGAAGCCGGCCAAAUUCCUAUCAUGGUCAAGUCAAAUAGAUGCCAUUUAGAAUCUCUUUCUCCAGAUGAAUUAGUAAAAGCUAAAGAAGAAAGUGAUGAAUUAGGUGGUUAUUUUAUCGUAAACGGUAUUGAAAAAAUUAUUCGUAUGUUAAUUGUUCCUCGUCGUAACCAUCCAAUGGCUAUAAUACGUCCUUCUUUUCAAAAUAGAGGAACUUCUUAUUCAAAAUUCGGUGUUUCUAUAAGAUCGGUUAGACCUGAUCAAUCUUCUCAAUCAAACGUUUUACAUUUUUUGAAAGAUGGUAAUGUAACUUUUAGAUUUUCUUGGAGAAAAAACGAAUACUUAAUUCCAGUAAUGAUAAUAUUAAAAGCCUUGGUCGAAACGAAUGAUAGGCAGAUUUUUGAUGGUUUAGUUGGUUCUGAUACUUCAAAUUCCUUUUUAACCGAUCGUCUUGAAAUCUUAUUAAGAUCUUUUAAAUUUUAUAACUUGUUCACAAAAAAUGAAACUUUAUCCUAUUUAGGUGAUAAGUUUAGAGCAGUAUUUGGGUUUUCAAAAGACGUUACUGAUAUUGAAGCAGGAGAACUGAUCCUUCAAAAAAUUGUUCUUGUUCAUUUAUCCAAUAACAAUGAUAAAUUCAAGUUGCUUCUAUUCAUGAUUAGAAAAUUAUACACUUUGGCAUCCUCAGAAUGCUCUCCUGAUAAUCCAGAUAGUGCUCAACAUCAAGAAAUAUUGCUUGGUGGUUUUCUUUACGGUAUGAUCAUCAAAGAAAAAAUCGAAGAAUAUCUCAACAAUUUUAGAUUACAAAUUCAAACAGAUAUAACUAGAGGUAUUGCCAUAAAUUUUGAGGAUAAAAAGUAUAUUUCUCGGUGUUUUCUGAGAAUGAAUGAAAAUAUAGGUCAAAAGUUGCAAUAUUUCCUCUCAACUGGUAACUUGAUUUCUCAUUCCGGUCUAGAUUUACAGCAAGUUUCUGGCUAUACUGUUGUUGCUGAAAAAAUUAACUUUUACCGUUUUAUCUCCCAUUUUCGAAUGGUUCAUAGAGGUUCUUUUUUUGCUCAAUUAAAGACUACAACAGUUCGUAAAUUAUUACCUGAAUCUUGGGGUUUUCUCUGUCCUGUACAUACUCCAGAUGGUUCUCCCUGUGGUUUAUUAAAUCAUUUGGCACAUAAAUGUAUAAUUGCAACUCAAGAUUCCGAUGUAUCCAAGGUGCCCGAACUUUUAUAUUUAUUGGGUGUUUCACCUUCUCAUACUCAUGCUGCAGGUCCUAAUUUUAGUUGUGUACAACUAGAUGGCAGAAUUAUAGGUUGGUGUACACAUGAAGAUGCUAGAAUUAUAGCAGACAGUUUAAGAUAUUGGAAAGUUGAAGGUAAACAUAAUAUACCUUUAGAUUUAGAAAUCGGUUAUGUUCCACAAUCUGCAAAAGGUCAAUAUCCAGGAUUGUUUUUAUUUGGUGGAAGGUCUAGAAUGAUGAGACCUGUUCGUUAUUUAGCAAAUGAUAAAAAGGAUAUUGUUGGACCAUUUGAACAAGUCUAUAUGAAUAUUGCUGUUACUCCAGAAGAAAUCAUAAAAAACAUACAUACACAUGUUGAAUUUAAACCAACUAAUAUUUUAUCAAUCUUAGCAAACUUAACUCCCUUUUCCGAUUUCAAUCAAUCACCGCGUAAUAUGUACCAAUGUCAGAUGGGUAAACAAACAAUGGGUACACCAGGUACUGCUUUGGUUCAUAGAUCUGAUAACAAAUUAUACAGAUUACAAUCUGGACAAACGCCAAUUGUCAAAUCAAAAUUAUAUGAUGAAUAUGGUAUGGAUAAUUUCCCCAAUGGUACAAAUGCAGUUGUUGCUGUAAUUGCCUACACUGGAUAUGAUAUGGAUGAUGCAAUGAUAGUUAAUAAAUCAGCAGAUGAAAGGGGUUUUGCGUAUGGUGUUGUUUAUAAAGUCGAAAAAAUUGAUUUAUCGCUCAGUAGAAGAAGGGGAGAUCCAAUUACUCAACAUUUUGGAUUUGGAACUGAUCAAUGGCCAGAAACUUGGAGAGAGAAAUUGGAUGCUGAUGGGUUACCAAUAAUUGGUGUGAUGGUCAAUGAGGGCGAUCCAGUUGUUGCAUAUUAUGAUGAUACAUUAGGAAAAACCAAAUGCAAAACAUACCAUUCUUCUGAAGCAGCAUAUAUUGAGGAAGUUAAAUUAGUUGGAGAUGAUAAUGUUGAUCAAGAAUCACAAAUUAUAACAAUUAAAUAUAGAAUACCACGUCAUACUCAAAUUGGUGACAAAUUUUCAUCAAGACAUGGUCAAAAGGGAACAUGUUCAAGAAGAUGGCCUACGGUUGAUAUGCCAUUUAGUGAAAGUGGUAUUCAGCCGGACGUUAUUAUCAAUCCUCAUGCUUUCCCAUCACGUAUGACAAUUGGUAUGUUUGUUGAAUCUCUUGCGGGUAAAGCUGGAGCACUACAGGGGAUUGCACAAGAUGCUACGCCAUGGAAAUUUGAUGAAACAGAUACACCAGCCGAUUUCUUUGGUGAACAGUUACUAAAAUCUGGAUUUAAUUAUCAUGGAAAUGAACCAAUGUAUUCUGGAGUAACUGGGGAAGAAAUGAGAGCUGACAUAUAUAUUGGAGUUGUUUAUUAUCAAAGAUUGCGUCAUAUGGUUAACGAUAAGUUUCAAGUUAGAUCUACAGGGCCAGUUAAUUCAUUAACAAUGCAACCUGUUAAGGGACGUAAAAGAAGUGGUGGUAUUCGUGUUGGAGAAAUGGAAAGAGAUGCAUUAAUUGGGCAUGGCACAGCAUUUUUAUUACAGGAUAGAUUAUUGAAUUGUUCAGAUUACACACAAACAUCUAUUUGUCGUGAAUGUGGAUCGAUUUUAACAACACAAGCUUCAGUACCAAGAAUUGGAGCACAAUCUACAGUGAGAUGUAGACGUUGUUCAGUGAAAGUUGAAUCAAAUAAACUACCAAGUAGUUUGGGAGUUGAUGAUGCAAGUGUUUGGGAAGAUGGGCAAGGAAAUAGAUUUCUUGGUGGACAAAAUACAACUACAGUUGGUAUACCAUUUGUUUUAAAAUAUCUUGAUUCUGAAUUAGCUGCAAUGGGUAUCAGAUUGCGUUAUGAGGUUACACCUAAAUAG
Ascoidea rubescens DSM 1968 is the source of this 3507-nucleotide messenger RNA. RefSeq names its product DNA-directed RNA polymerase I core subunit RPA135 (gene RPA135). Bases 1 to 3507 code for a protein of 1168 amino acids. Gene Ontology annotation, molecular function: DNA-directed RNA polymerase activity; ribonucleoside binding; DNA binding. The record is from RefSeq and is a predicted model, not a curated record. The transcript has a single exon. Gene Ontology annotation, cellular component: nucleus; RNA polymerase I complex. Lineage: Eukaryota; Fungi; Ascomycota; Saccharomycetes; Ascoideales; Ascoideaceae. Gene Ontology annotation, biological process: DNA-templated transcription.